AGAAGCCCAGCUUCUUGGGUAGGAAACAAAGGCUCCAAGGAAACCGCCUUCCUUCCACUUUUAAUCAUCGAAAGGGAAAAAUAAAAUAAAAUAACGGGGAAAGAAAAAACAACGAGAAUCGGGGUUCGCUCGUCGCCCGUCUCAUCGAUCCAAACUCAUUUGCUUCGAUUCAUCUCCCCCGCAGACUUUAUAAAGAUGGCUUCUUCUUCAUUAAAGGCCAUGGCAGAGAGGGCAGGGCCUUCUGUCUGUAAGCAGGCCUUGACUUUGACAGAUGCUGCUGCUGCUAGGAUACGCCACCUUCUUAACAUCCGUCAGCGCCCAUAUCUUAGGCUCGGUGUCAAGGCCCGUGGUUGCAAUGGUUUAUCCUACACCCUCAAUUAUGCUGACGGGAAAGGGAAAUUUGAUGAACUGGUGGAGGACAAGGGCGUCAAGAUACUAGUUGAUCCAAAAGCUCUCAUGCAUGUAAUUGGAACCAAGAUGGACUUUGUUGAUGAUGCACUAAAGUCAGAGUUCAUUUUCAUCAAUCCAAAUUCGAAAGGGCAAUGUGGUUGUGGCGAAUCCUUUAUGACAACAAGCACCACUCAAAAUGCUAAAUCAGGUGGGACAUAAUAUUUUUAGGGCUGGAGUCCAAUUAGGCUCAUUUGCUGCAAUUAUCUGACGAGCUGUUUGGAACUUCUUACAAUUUUCCACUGGAAGAACAUGAUACAAAGCUGCGGUUAAAACCAUUGUGCUGCUGAGAUCAAAAUCGGCAAAUCUUUUGUAGGAGCAGGUUUUAUGUAACAGCAGUCCUGCAAUCUUGUAUUUUCUCUGCAUGCAUGGUCAUAGAAAUUAUGAGACCCUGCGUGUAAGCAUUUUGGUGUAUCUUCUAUAUAAUGUCAUUCUUGGAUGUAUCAUAAAUAGUUAUUUUCCGAAAGGUUUGCAUCGUUUUGCCGGACUUGCAGUUUAAUAUCAAGGGAAAAUAUCGAGCUACAUAAUUUUGUA
Molecule: messenger RNA, 981 nt
Organism: Elaeis guineensis (African oil palm)
Lineage: Eukaryota; Viridiplantae; Streptophyta; Magnoliopsida; Arecales; Arecaceae
Product: iron-sulfur assembly protein IscA-like 1, mitochondrial
Biological process (GO): iron-sulfur cluster assembly
Cellular component (GO): mitochondrion; cytoplasm
Molecular function (GO): 2 iron, 2 sulfur cluster binding
Source: RefSeq, a predicted model, not a curated record